This is a messenger RNA of Perkinsus marinus ATCC 50983, 693 nucleotides long. RefSeq lists its product as hypothetical. NCBI's taxonomy places the organism in Eukaryota, Perkinsozoa, Perkinsida, Perkinsidae. Bases 1 to 693 code for a protein of 230 amino acids. The transcript has 7 exons. The record is from RefSeq and is a predicted model, not a curated record.
AUGCAGCGCGGGUUCACACCGUCAGAGGUCCGAACUGGUAGCUUCUUCAACACUAUGGAGGGUCGCUUAUUGGAUGCGUGGAGUGACGAGCCGGCUGAUGUGAAAACAUUAACGGAGUUCUCCACCAGAGCCUCAUUAAACAAGGAGAUCGAACAACUGAAGGGUUCAAUCGACAACACGCCUGCUACCAACAAUACUCGUCGCAGAAGAUCAACGGCUGUUAGCGCACCGACGGCCAGAAGAGCGUCUCAACAGUCGCCAGAAUAUAAGAAUCUUAUGAGGAAAAAUGAGGAGUUGAAGGCAUUGAAGGCGUCGUUGGAGGAAGAGAACAGACACUUGCGAGAGGUAUCAUUGGCCUCUUUCGGGCAAUUGGUGAACUCCCUCUUCGGUGGUCCAGCACAAGCCAUGGCUUAUUUCGAUCCUCGCAGACGAGGAUAUGUAAAGUAUUCUGAUUUCGCACGCCUGUUGGCGGCUGCGACGAAGCGAGACUGGAUAAUGACUCCCAGGGGACGAGGGCAUGCCGCCCUUGAUACUCUAUUUGGCUGUGAUGACGAGGCGCUUUUCGCCAAUCUUGACCAAGGGGACAAGGGCCUCCUGAUAGUGCAGGACUUCGCCUACGCCAUUACGUGUGCUCGUGCCUGGGCUUAUGGUAUGGCGAUUCCUCCCGCGCCGAAGGUUCGGGCUGCUCAGUAG